This is a messenger RNA of Ylistrum balloti, 2465 nucleotides long. Its product is annotated as N-lysine methyltransferase KMT5A-like. Gene Ontology annotation, molecular function: protein binding; histone H4K20 methyltransferase activity. The coding region runs from base 12 to 959 and encodes 315 amino acids. The record is from RefSeq and is a predicted model, not a curated record. The transcript has 8 exons. NCBI's taxonomy places the organism in Eukaryota, Metazoa, Mollusca, Bivalvia, Pectinida, Pectinidae.
UUUCAGGAAAAAUGGCAGAUAAAGAGGAAACGCCUAAUUCUUCUCCCCAGACAUCUCGAAUCACAGAUUAUUUUCCAGCAAGUCCGAAGCCUCAAACAGAAAAACUGAAAGAUAUUAAAAUAAAGACAGAAGACAAACAAGUUAACAAGGUUAUUAAUGGUCUGCUAACACCUGAAGCUUCUCCCUCGAAAAAUGACAUAUUGACAGUCGUUGUGAAAGAGGAAAAAAGUGAUUCGGACAGCCAAUCCAGUACUGACCUUCCUGCAAAACAGGUUUUACUAGAAAAUGGCGCAGCAGUGAAAUCAGAAAAAGGAAAGAAAAAUAAAAAAGUAUCUGAUUCGACCACAACCAAUGGCACAACACAAUCUACCUCUAGGAAAGGCAGAAAAAAGUCCUCUAAAAAAAAUGUUGAACAAGACCAACUUAACAACUCACUAGUCACUGACUACUUCCCUGUACGUAGAAGCAGCCGACGAUGUAAAUCUGAUAUAGAGAAAGAAGUAAUGACCGAUAUUGAAGACAAAAUCUUGAACAAGAAAGAAGAAGGAUUAAAGAUAGUGGAAAUGGAAAACAAAGGGCGUGGCAUUGUGUCCACAAAAGCUUUUAAGCGUGGAGACUUUGUGGUGGAAUAUGCUGGUGAUUUGAUAGCACUUUCUGAUGCCAAGGAAAAGGAAAGAAUCUAUUCUGAAAACCCAGAGACUGGGUGCUACAUGUAUUAUUUUCAUCACAAAAAUAACAGCUAUUGUAUUGAUGCUACAGCGGAGAGUGGACGGCUGGGACGACUUAUCAAUCACAGUAGAACUGCAGCAAAUUGUCGCACAAAGCUUGUGGAGGUAAACAACAAGCCCUACCUCACCCUGGUUGCCGCCAGGGACAUCCACCUGGGAGAGGAACUUCUGUAUGAUUAUGGAGACCGCAGUAAAUCUUCUGUAGAAUCUCAUCCCUGGUUAAAACAUUGAUAAGUGUAUCAGCAUUACACAAAGAAGAGUGAUAUUUGCAUUUAUUGUUAGAUGGAAAUAAUUUGUAAAAGUGAGACUGUGUUUUUAAGUAAGAAUGAAACUUGGUUGUGUGAGAUUAUAUGAAUGAAAUCAACAGUGGACAAUGGAUUUUUUCCAGCUAUUGAUUAAUUUUCAAAUUUUUUUUUUAAUAGAAAUUUAAUGCAGAAGUAUCUAUUAAUUAACCUCCAUACAAGUUAAACACAUUAACAUUAUUCUUUUGACAGUUGCUUGUUGUCAUAGAAAAAAGGGAAUAAAUUUUUUUUUUUACAUUUGAUAGAGCACACAGAUUCCCUUUUUCGGUGUUCCAGAUUGUGAUUUGCUGAACAUUAGUCAGUCAAUAGUUUGUUAGAAAGGUUUAAGAGUUGGGUUUUGGAUGAAAGUCUUAAAUACUGUAAUUGUGUAUAAAAUUUUGGCUUUAAAGAAAGAUACUAUGAAUUAUUGCUUCCAAAUGAGUUUUUAAUGCAUAGUACAAAUGUAUUUAUAUGAAUGUAUGAUGUAAAUGUAAUGGAUGAGUGUUGGAGAUGUUUACAUGGCAACAAUGAUGAAAUUGUUUGCUCAAUGCUGUCUCAUCUACAAUAUUUGAUUAAAUGACAGGGCUAUGUAUUUUUUAUUUGUCUCGUCUGAAUCUUGAAAUGGUUUUAACCUCAUCAAAUAUAAGCAACAGAAAAAAUGAAAAUAGUGAAAAAAAAUCCAAGAAGUCUGGACGAUAACAAGAUAGUGAUAGUUUAUAUAAAAAACAGAAAGUUUUAUAAUGCUAAUAAGGAAGAGCACCAACACCAUUUUAUAACAUAUUUUAGAAUUUUAAAGUUUUACAAUACAGUGUACUCCAAAUAUACAUAAUUUGAUGUAUUAAGUUUCAACUCAUUAUCACUUUUUUGGCAAAUUGAGUGAUAAUUUCAUCUAUCCUUACGGUCAUUGCUGUAUAAAUAGUAAAAAGAACCUGCAAUUCAUUCAUGAUCCUUUCAUAUAGGAUCUGAAAUGAGAAAACCAUUUUUCCAGGAAAAUUUCAACAAAUAGGAACACUUGGUACCCUUCUUCUUAAAAGAAAUAUAACUUUAAAAAUUUAAGGAAUUCAAUAUUGUAAAAGAUCUUGUGUAGUAUUUUGCAUUUAAUUAUAUGAUCUGGUUGCAUUGAUGGAUUUAAGAACUCCUUAUUAUAUGAUUUGUUACACACCAGAGCAAUUCUAUAUUAAGCACAUUCAUGUUAUUAUAAAAACAUAAAAUGGUGGUUAAUGGUGGAAAUUUGAUAUUUUACUGCAGACAGAUCUUGUAUGAAUCAUAUUUAAGUGUUACUGGUCUAUCAAUAUAUAUGUGGUAUCUUCAGUAAUUUCCUUGUCUGUGUAUUAAGUUGAAGGAUAAAAGGCCAGUUGUAAUACUUCAAUUAUUUUUGAGUUGUGAUAUCUUCAGUUUGCAGCUAUUAAAAUGUAUAAAUACAUGUGUAUCUUUAAGAUGAUCAUUAAAAAGUUGA